AUGCCUAACCAGAACAAGCCAACCCCGCCUCUUGAAGAGAUCACUCCGCAUAUUCUCAGGUACUGGAAAGCUCGUCAAACUGACAAGAAGAUUGUAGAGAACUUGCGGAACCACUAUGAUACAUCUUGUUAUGGACUAGGGAUCACGAAGUUCAAAGAGAUACACAAUGAAAUGGGUCUUUUGCGUACCCGCAAGCAGAACCACUCAAUUGAAUCUAUCCACGAAGCUAUGGUCGAGCUCCGCCAGGCAUACCCAAAUGCUGGUGCGCGGGAAAUGGUCAUUUUGCUGUUUCACGAAAAGGAAAUGAAUGUGUCAAGAAAUCUGGUGAUAUCAUACUGUGCCGCCUAUGAAGCAGACCUUCGCAGGCGGUUCUGGGCUGCUGGUGUCAAUGAUAUAUUGGCCGUCGACCAGCACAAUAAGUGGCUUCGAUUCGGUCUUGCGUUGCAUACUGGGGUAGAGCCAUUCUCUGGCCGUAUCAUGUGGAUCCGAGUCUGGAAUUCGAACCGCAACCCUCAACUCAUUCUCACAUACUAUCUCAAUACCAUCGAGAAACUGGGCUACAUUCCAAUGGUGACUCAGAGUGAUCCUGGCACUGAAAACUACGGAAUCGCCAAUGCACAUACCAUGCUGCGUCAAAUGUAUGAUCCAGCACUGCAAGGUACAUUACAACACUGUUGGAUGCGAACAAAGAAGAAUGUGAAACCAGAGAUCACCUGGUCUCAGUUAUGGCAUCAGUUUACCCCUGGUUUUGAAACACUUCUGGAUGAAGGAGUGGAGAAUGGCUGGUAUGAUAGUGACAACACCCUUCAGGUCAUGAUCUUCCGUUGGGUCUUCAUUCCAUGGUUGCAGUGUGAGCUAGAUAGGUAUCAGGACCAUGUUAACAACACCCUCAAGAGGCCAGAUCGUAACAAGGUGCUUCCACACGGUGUACCUAAUCUAAUAUAUGAGUCUGCAGAAGAUUUUGGAGCUUUAGACUUCAAGGUAACAGUCAAACAAGAUGCUAUAGACCAUGUCCGCAAUAUCUAUGUGAAACCCGAUCAUCCUGUCUUUGAUUUGGUUCCCAAACCGCUCAAUGAUCUUAUUCAAGACUGUUAUGAUGAUUUAGGCCGUCCUCCAGUCACUCGCCAGUCCACGUGGACAAUUUACUUAGAUUUGUAUCAUUCCAUUCAGCACUCUGCACAGAUAUCAGUCAUUGUCGAUUCUCUUACAGAUGCCACCGACUCGGAUGAAGAGCCUUUGCCUCUCCUCGAAAGCCAAAAGGACCUGUUUUUUCAUGGGGAUACUGAUAGUGCUUACUACAUGGGUGGUAUUCACGGUGGACAUGGUCUCAAUGCAUCUGAUCAUCGCCGGCUGGAUGAACUGGCUGAGCUGGAUGAACCAGGUGCCGACUUACUCCCUACAGCUCUGAUCAUAGAAGAGGAGGGUUUGGUCAUUACAGGAUUCUCUGAUGAGGAGGACAAUGAUGAAACAUAUGUUUGGUAG
Suillus fuscotomentosus is the source of this 1482-nucleotide messenger RNA. RefSeq lists its product as uncharacterized. Bases 1 to 1482 code for a protein of 493 amino acids. The transcript is spliced from 10 exons. Lineage: Eukaryota; Fungi; Basidiomycota; Agaricomycetes; Boletales; Suillaceae. The record is from RefSeq and is a predicted model, not a curated record.